GCGGUACAUCAAUUACCAGUUUGCUUUGUGACUCAUUUAUGUCGAACAGCUCCCACUUAAGCUGAGUGCCUGUUUGUGAAACAUGUGUAUAUGUACGCGCGCGCGCGUGUAUUUGUGUGUGUGUGUGUGAUAAUCGACGCCAACGUCUCUACCCUAACCGGGUGUCACUUCGUCUCAUCGCGUUGCUAGAGAAAGGAAUCUGUAAUUCGGAAGGAAAGAGUAGCAAGAACUAAAAGAGGAAUAGAAAGAGUAGCAACCCCUCCUUAUUCAUCAUCUCCAUCAGGUUACCUGUAGAUAUUACAUUCGGUCUUGUGGAACUUGCUGCCUGAUUGGGUCUGAUAAAAGCAGUGUGUGAUACCAGCUCUUCCUAGCUGCUGGUCACACAACACAGCCUCCAUCACAAUGUACAGACUAUAUUUGCUUUUGGUUGUAUUGGUUGUCCUCCUGUUAGCAGUUGCAAGAUUGAAAGCAGAAUGUUUGCAUGAUAAAGUGCAGACAACAGAUUUGGUACAACAAUAUUUAGAGUAUGAGCAAAGCCCAUCAGAAACUAGACUGCGGAGAUCUGCUUCAAAAUUUAUGCCAAUCCGCAUAUCACCUUUCUUUUUGGACUUCAAUGAUGUUGUAAUAUCAUCACUUUUGAAAAAAGUUGUUAACAGAGCAAUUUCUAAAAUCAGCCAGCUUCUAUCAGUUGUUCGUGCUUUGAAUUCUCUGCUCCUGGCUCGUUCUGCCUGCCACACUAAGUGGAGUGAUGGACCAAACAAACACAAGUGUAGUGGACUGGAACGGCGCUACGAUGGAGAGUAUUGUCUGGAGAUUGUAAAGAUUCCUGAUGAUCACUUAGAAGGGUUUUCAGUAUGGAAUCGUACAGGGAAGGAACCUGUGAAAACUUAUUUUACUUCUGGUCCUGGUGUCAACGAUACUGAUUACUUGCUGUAUGUCUCUGUUAAAGAAUCCAGCAAUUGCUGGCUGAAGGAUAAGCAUGUAAUAGCUUUUGCUGGUUACUGCCAAACUGACCAAAGUGGACGUCCAAUUUCUGGUAUGAUUAAUUUCUGUCCUAACCAACUUGAUGUAGAUGAAGACAGCAUGUAUGUGGUUGCUAUGCACGAAUUGUUCCAUGCAGUUGGUUUUUCCAAGAGUUUACUGAAAAAAUUUGAAACUUGUAAGCCUGCCUUUGAAGACAGUGAACUGCCAUGUAUCUCAUCUGUGGACAGCAGCCUUGCUACCUCAGGUCGCCAAAGAUUAACACUACCGUCAGUUGUGAGGAAGGCUCGUCAACAUUUUGGAUGUAGCACUGAUGUUGACUAUGGGGUCCUUAUGGAAACUAAGGAUGGUCAGCUUCUUUCUCACUGGGAUCAACGGAUGAUGGAAAGUUCCAUAAUGGUACCAACAGCUGGAUUGUCUCACCAGACUGUUAUUGAUCCAAUCACACUAGCUGUUUUUGAAUCCAGUGGAUGGUACAAGGUUAAUUAUGCUGCCUCAGAUAAAUUCCUCUGGGGAAAAGGUGCAGGUUGUAAGUUUGGUCUUGCUGAAACCUGUGUAAAUGACACAGAGUUCUUCUGUUCUGGCAGUGAAGAAGGAUGCCAUUUCCUGCAUAAAGAUAAAGCUACAUGCCAAAGUGGAAUCUUCCUGGAACCAUGUGGAAUAUUCCAAAGUAAAGCUGAGAACCGCUGUUCCAUAUCAGACAAAACAUCACUGAAGGCCUAUGGAGAAAUAUUUUCACAUCGAAGUCGAUGCUUUUACUCUAAUCUCACCUCUGACAUUUCAUCUGCAUAUGAAAUGAAAGGUAUGUGCUAUGAAUAUCGAUGUCGUGGAAGGCACAAAAUUGACAUUCGUGUUAGAGACACCAAGUGGACAUCGUGUCCAGCUGGCAAAAGUAUCACUCUUCCUGGUUAUAAAGGAGUGGUAGUUUGUCCAAAGAUUCUCAGUGUCUUAUGUACCAAAGCUAACCGUGAAACGGGCACUAAACCACCGAGAUGGACGAAAAAGUUUUCCACAGAACCAUCCACUACAUCCCAUUCUUCACCAUAUAUAUUUAAUGUCAUAUUUGAGGAUAUGGAUUACCACGAACUUCUUAAAGCAGAUCAGAUUCCAAAUUUACCACAGAUAAUUAUUGACAAGAUAAUAGAGAUUCAGCCUCUUGACAGACGGCGGCUAGUAAAUUUUCUUGUUCGCCGUGGUUCUAUCAUUGUUACAUUCCAACUACUCCCUCCAAAUGCUAACAUGAGUGGUCCUGACAGUAAAUACGUUUAUACUGUCCUUCAUGAAGCUGUUUUUGCAGGUAACUUCUCCAUUGUCCUACCCCACACAGGCAGACGACACACAGCCACAUACAUCAGCGACACUCCAAUGUUUGAUGAUGAUGAAGCCCUUCAACCUGGUCAAAGUGGCUUAUCAAUGGGAGAAAUGUUUGCUACUGGAACUGUGCUGGCUGUUGCCUUCAUCCUUAUCAUCAUAGCUGCUAUUUGCUUCCAAAACAGAUGUUGUUCUUGCAAUAGCUAGAUAUCCACAGAAUUAUGUUAGCAGUGAUCAACUGGUUUAAUGUCUUUUUUUUCUCUGCUGGGACCACUAGAGACAAAAGUGGUGGUGGAUUGUCUGAAUUCUUUCAAAGGAAACAAAAAACAAUAAAAACCCAAAAAGAAAAAAAACAGUAAAACCUUCAAAGAAGAGGAAAAAAAAGGAAUAAGAAAGGAAAAAGGGGGAUUCCAAACAUUUAUUACAUUAUAAUGAGGAAUAAUUUGUUCAUUAUACUGUAAUAAAUACAUAAAGAAAACUGGAAAUAUUUUAGAUAAAUAAAUUAUCAACUAAACCAUGAUGAUAGAACUUCCCAUUUGAAUGGUUGAAAGUUGUUUCAACUUGUCAACAGUAACAAUAUUGGCAAGUGUAACAAAAUGCUUAUUAACUGUGAAAAUUAGAAAUCGAAGUAUUAUUUUUCUUGUUUAUUAACAUCCUCAGAGAGGUGUGAACUUACCAUAUUUGGAUUACAAAAGAAAAAAAAAAGGAAAGAAGGACAGAAAAACUAAAGUUCUUUCUAAUACAAUCUAUCAAAAAGCUACUACCAUUUGAGAAUAGAAGGGCAGUCAUUUGGCAGUAAUGGACUAAAUUUACUACACUAUUUAAUUUUAUCAUUCUCUGUUUUGAGUUCAACUCACACCUGAGCUGAGUUUUUCUUUUUACUCUUCUAAGUGAGCUGUGAGUGGAUGAGUAGUGUUGAUUGCAAAAAAAAGUAGCAAUACUAUAUUGCUAUUCACUCUUCUGGACGAAUAUUGGCUUUGAAAAUAGUCAAAAGAAAUCUACAUAUGAAAACGUAUUAAAAUAUUAAAUUUUGUCUCUUUUUGGUUACAUCCCUUAAAACAAACAAAUAAAAUAAACUGAAACCAAGCUACAA
Messenger RNA from Octopus sinensis (East Asian common octopus), 3385 nucleotides. Its product is annotated as leishmanolysin-like peptidase 2. Lineage: Eukaryota; Metazoa; Mollusca; Cephalopoda; Octopoda; Octopodidae. The transcript has 18 exons. The record is from RefSeq and is a predicted model, not a curated record. Gene Ontology annotation, cellular component: cytoplasm; membrane. Gene Ontology annotation, biological process: proteolysis; cell adhesion. The coding region runs from base 403 to 2499 and encodes 698 amino acids. Gene Ontology annotation, molecular function: metalloendopeptidase activity.